AUGGUUAUGUGCAACACAAUGGACACCGCAGUGAUACCCAGACCACCAGCCUUACCGUUGGGCCCCAUAGUUCCUAAUUAUCCUUUGAAAAGCACUGCAAGAAAAGGUCCCUCGUUACCUCCACCACCGCCACCUCCAAAGCCACCAAGUCAACUAGAAGAAGUAACAGGAAAUAACAAUAAAGAAGCUUCCAAAACUGGUGAAAAUGGAGAAAAAAAAAUGCACAAAGAUAAGAAGUACAUCGAAGAAAGGCGAAUUAUACAAAAAAUGGUCGAGAAAAACAUAGCAAAAAACGAAAGCGUAAGAAGUAAGAUGAGCGCGAGAAGUGCGAUGUCACAAAGAUCAAAUGGAUUUAGACUGAUAGAUAAUGAUACAAACGGUAAUCACAACAAGCAAAAUCCUAACCAAGACGAAACAAGUUCGGUCUACAGCAUCUACAAGCAAAAAAUCGACAGCAUGUUCGAAUCAGAUUCAAGCACAAGUACAAAUCACAACAGCGUCCAAGCGAAAAUUGAAAAAAUGUUCACCGACGUCGCUGCCGAUAGUGGCAUACCUGCCAGCCAACUCAAUAUGCACGCAUUUUCUGUGGAUUAUUUGGGUAGCGUCCCUUUGCAAGACAAAGUCACUAGUUUGGCAGGUUUACAACAGCCUUUGAGGGACCUAUAUUUUGCCUAUAAAAAGAUGACGAAAAGUAAAAAGACGCUAUCUGGAAGACUGGAAAUAUCCAAUCAAGGGCUUCGAGUCCAAUACCAAGGCACUUCAGGGGACUUGGAACAAAUGAACUCAUUUCCUACAAUAGCUGUCUGGUCAGCAGUGAAAUUUGUUAUCCAGGAAACCAGCUCUAUGCUGCACGGUAAUGAGAAGUCUUAUGCCUUUUUACCAUUGAUAACUGAUCCAGAUAAUACGGAGAAGCAAACAUUGUUCAGAACUUUCCAUGAAAGCGAGGUAAAAUACAUUACUGCCAAUGAACAACACUCUCCGUUAUUUGCAGUUGUUAUGAGGAAGAUUGGUGUACAAAAGCAGUUGGAAUGCCAUGGGUUUGUCUGUCAAACGUCAGAAGAUGCCAUAGUAAUAGCCGCAACUCUAUACAAAUCCCUCGUGAAUCACAUGAAGCACAAAGAGAAAAAGCCGAAAAAUAAAAAUGGCGUAACGUGUAUAUCCACAGCAUCGAGCACUAUGAUGGGGGAUAAAAAUUCAAUGCCGGUUAGACCUCCGAGAAGGAAAAGAAGUAGUGCGGCAUCAUCUAUUUGUAGUGAUAGUAAUUCUAUUACAAAUAUUAGUGAUACUCAGCCACUACUAACUUCGAAACCUUUGAAAAAAAGUACAAAAUCUAAACGAGCACCGAAGGCUCCUAGUGAUUCAAAAGAAGAUGAUUUAGAUGCCAUAGUGCCUUAUGAGGAACCUAUAAGAAUGACUUCUAGUGAUGAAGCAUUGGAUACUAGGGAUGGUCAGGAGGAAUGUCAAGAAAGUAAACCUAAAAGUUUUAGUGGUAAGUUGUUAGAGGGCAAAUGUAUUAAUUCUCAGUAG
Ceutorhynchus assimilis (cabbage seed weevil) is the source of this 1527-nucleotide messenger RNA. The record is from the annotation of a GenBank genome assembly. NCBI's taxonomy places the organism in Eukaryota, Metazoa, Arthropoda, Insecta, Coleoptera, Curculionidae.